AUGGCUUCGAGGGAUCAUAACACGAAAGAAAAGAAUCUCACAUGUUUUGUUACUGAUCGUUUCAAUAGCUGUCGUGCUUUUCCUGUGGAUGGUUCUGCAAGUAAUGAAGAGAAGAAUAAAGAGGUUCUUGAAUGUUCUUCAAGAUCCUCUGUUUUAAAAACAGGGGAACCUCUGCAGAUUCCUUCUUCCAACCACAAUCCAACUUCUUCUCCCCUAGAGACCAAUUCCAAUCCGUUUUGUAAUCCGGGUCAACCUGAGACCUCUUCAAGAAAUGGUGUCAUCAUUGGAGCUUCUUCUCUGGUUCAGAUUUGGGAAGCUCGGUCGCAGCAGUCAAGCUCGAGUCUAAGUCAAUCGCUAAUAGAUAGCAGGACGAGUUCUGGAUUAAGUCUCUCGGACAUUUCGAAUUCGAGUUCUUUUUCUGAGUUUCUCAACGAAGUGGAGAGAAAAAACAACGAAAGCAGUGGUGAAGAAAUAGAUUGGUCUCCUCAAUCAGACAUGAGUAAUGUUUCAAAUUCUUGUGAGAAUGAUAGAGAAGGGAGAUGUUUUCUUGAACUGGCUACUUGUACCACUAGGGUAAGAGGGCGACAAGCAAGUGAAGACGUUUGUAAGAUGAUUUUGCGUAACCGAGAAACUGAGCUCGAAUGGCUCGAUGACCGCAACGCGGUUUCAAAGUUCUCCCAUCGCGGGUGCCGACGUCUUCAGUAUAUGCUUAGAAUCCGAAGUUUGGAAAGGUGCAUUGCCAUUCAAGAAAGAUAUAUGUCGAAAUCAGCAACAUCAGGUGUAAACCGGUCUUUGCGAGGAUCUAGUGUGAUGAAUCACAGGGAUAAAUACAAGACAAAAACUGAGAAGGGGUCUUGGGAAAAUUUGAAUAGCGCGGGAGAAACUAAAAAGUUAUCUAGACCAGUAUCUUUUCGGAUGAAGAGGGUGUGUAAAAUGGCCUGCAAAACAGGAGAUAAGAAUGUUUUGCAAGAAAAAAUGGAGAAUAGUAACACGAGGAAGAACUAUGAAGCUGCAAGCAAUAUGAACAGUUCAAAGAAACAUGAAAUUGAGGGGAAAGCUACAGAAGAAGGAGAAGGGUUGAGAAAAGGUAUGGUGAAGGAAAGUGAAGAAACGAACAAGUCUUCAUUUAGUACUGCAGAGAAAGUGAAUCUUUGGGAUUCUAAGGGGAGACCUAAUAGGAUAAGAACGAUGGGGAAAGCUAAAGACGAGGAAAAAGCUGCAAGAGGAGUCAUUGAUGAUGUGAAGACUGUAGAGAGAAAUAAAGAAAUGCGGAAGAACGAAGAAGUUAGUAUUUGUGAAAAUGGUGAAACCAUGGAGAUUGAGGAAUAUAGAACCAACCCUCAAGAAGUUACAUCAGUGGUUUGUUUGGAGCAAAGAGAGGGAGAAGAAAUUGCAAGUCACAUCUUUAGAGAGAACGGUAAAGAGGAAAAAUCUUCACAAAACGAUAAAGAAAUAUCAAAAGCCAAGAAGCAAGAAGGGUCGGAAUCAUUAUGUAUGAUUCUUGAAACACCAAUAUUUCUAAGUGAUUGGGAUGAAAAUGUAACGGAAUAUAAAGAAUAUGAAGAUUACAAUGGAGAGAGUAUGUAUUAUGAUUGGAUUAGCGAUAUAUCACGCCCACGAAGCUAUUGGGAAGCUCUCAAGAAACAACGGGAGCUCGAGGUUAUGAACAAGAGUCCAGAGAAAGAUGAUAUGCGGAACUUAAUCGAGAUAAGGACAGUUUCUGGCUUCCUCGCAAGUGAGUUUCGGGAAAAGAUUGACAAAAUCAUGAUCUCACGCAUGCAAAAAAAGAGGUUAGAAGUAGAAAGCAAUCUUGUAGAAGAAGACGAAGAUAACGAGGAGAGCUUGGGUGAGUGUUCAGCAAGGUACCAAGAGGACCUAGAAGAAACUGAAACAGAGAAGGUAGAUCUUGAACCAAUAACUGAAACACAGAUGAUAUGUGAUCUCAGGCAACAAAUCAAACAGCUUCAAAGAGAAAUGUUCGAACUACAAAGUUUAGUCAAAUCUUGCGUCGAUUUCCAGAAAUCCAUGAAAUGUGAAUCACUUUCUGUAUCAGAUUCUCUGGAAAGAAACUGUUCUGUCUGCUUGGAGAUGCCUAUAGACUCACUUCUCUAUAGGUGCGGACAUAUGUGCACCUGUCUGAAAUGUGCUCAUGAGCUUCAGUGGAGUAGUGGGAAAUGCCCGAUCUGUAUGGCUCCAAUUGUAGAUGUUGUGAGGGCAUUUCUUGAUUCUUAG
Camelina sativa (false flax) is the source of this 2232-nucleotide messenger RNA. NCBI's taxonomy places the organism in Eukaryota, Viridiplantae, Streptophyta, Magnoliopsida, Brassicales, Brassicaceae. The record is from RefSeq and is a predicted model, not a curated record.